CCGCAUACCUGUUGUAAACACGCAAAACAUGACACCAUGCGCGCACCUGACCUGGUGAGGUUAGAAAGAAGCUAGAGAGUUCAUUGGAAGUUUGCACACAGAAGGAAAAGAUAGAAUCGAUCUACGAUGAGGAACUUGAUUGUGAACAAUUCCAGGGAGUUUUCCAUCCCUGGACUCAAGCUCAGCGCAAAUUCCCACGAUUUGAUUGUAGUUGACCAUCUAAGAAAUGCUAUAUUUGUGCAAAGUGGUGGAAUAGUGUACAGAUUCUCUACAGAAGAUAAUUCCAUCACCGAGCUGUUCAGAAUUGAUCAGUACUAUCCCAGUGAAGAUGGAGCACCUCCGUCAAUUGUGUCAAUGUGUUAUUUUCAACUGACAGAUUCUUUAUGCUUGGCUGUUGACAAAGGUGAAUUGCUGAGUCUCAACUGCGCAGCACAAGAAGAAGUAGAAUGUGUUGGUUUUGUCGAGUCUGGGUUGAGGCUUAUGGAGGCAAGUCCAGACGAAGAUGUUUUAGUCCUGUUGACAGCUCAGGACACAGUCAUUACAAUGACGGCAUCCUUUGAUCCUAUAAAUGAGACCAAUCUCCAACAAACAGAGUUUGGAGAAAAUCAGUUCAUUACCGUAGGUUGGGGUAAAAAAGAAACUCAAUUUCACGGCUCAGAAGGAAAGGCAGCUGCUUUAGCUAAACGUCCAGGUCACAUUGCUACACUGUCCAAAUUUGAUGAAGGAUCUCCCCAAAUUACAUGGCGAGGAGAUGGAGCCCUCUUUGCUGUAAAUUGUUUAAAUAGUGCUACUGGAGAACGAUUUGUUCGCAUAUUUGACAGGAAGGGAGAUCUCAUGUACACCAGUGAGCAUAUUCCAGGCUUAGAAGGUGUAGUAUCAUGGAGACCAUCAGGGAACCUCAUGGCUUGUACUCAACGCCUGCCAAACAAGCAUGUAGUGUGCUUCCUAGAGAAAAAUGGCCUUCGUCAUGGUGAUUUCACUUUACCCUUCUCCCUGGAUUCAGUACUAGUUCGUGAACUUUUGUGGAAUGCAGAAUCAACUAUACUUCUUGCUUGGUGCCAAGUUGUAUCAGGAGUGUCUCCACCAGCUGGUCUUGUGGCUGGACAAAGCACAUUGCUUCUUUGGACUGUGAAUAACUAUCAUUGGUAUUUGAAACAAAGGAUUGAUUUGCAUGUAGAUCAUAGCCCAAAAGCUGUAUGCUGGGAUCCAGAUUCAGGAAAUCGCCUUCAUGUCAUCUGUUUAGGAGCAAAAUACCUCAGCUAUGACUUUUCAUGGCGGGUUGACCAUAGUUCUGGUACAAACCAAAAUGAUGGUGCUUUUGUCUCAGUAAUUGAUGGAGAUUCCCUUCUCAUUACUUCAUUUCGGCAUAAUGUUAUUCCUCCACCCAUGUGUGGUACAACACUGAAACUUCCAGCUCCAGCUACAGAAGUAGUAUUUGCACCCCAACAUGUGCCGACAUCAGCAAUAAAAGAACUUGAGAGCAGAUAUCUCAAUACAAGCUCUACCGAAGACUCCGGGUUUGGUGAUGUUGUGGAAUCAUUGAGCUCCAACCCCAACAACUUUUGUGUGUUGUUGUGCAAUGGCACAUUAGCUGCAUUUUCUUAUGUGGGUAGUCCUCACUCACCCAAUCCCAGUCAUUCUUUGGCUGGCGUUUACCAGAUAGCAUGGCAGGAGGGAGGUCAAAUGAUUCCAAACAACUAUCUUCAUCACUGGACGUGGAUGUCACGUGACACAAUGGUCUGCAGCGCUUCUGUGGAAAGUCAAUCCCAAUUAUGUGUUUUUGACGUUGAUUCUCUAGGAUCGUCAGAUAAUGGACGUGUUGUUCUUAGGAAAACUGUAGCUUUACCUAGCAAUGUGGUGUCCAUUGUGGCAGGUACAGAGGGAAACACAGUCAUUCUACAACUAGUAGAGGGCAAAGUGUUGUCCUUUUCACUGGAAUCUGAUACUAUCUCCGAUAUGUUUACUUUUCCUCAACCUGUCCACAAAAUUAUGGCCUGCAAACUGGAUAAAGACUGUGGUUUGGGGCAUGAAGUUGUUCUUGGCCUUUCAAGUCACAAUCGGUUAUAUGCCAACACUGAUGUGAUUAUGGGUAAUGUGACCUCCUUUGCAUUGCAUUCUAAGUUUUUGCUUUUCACCACGUCUCAACAACAGCUCUUUUGUUGUCCUUUGAAGAAAACAUCUCUACUGUCUUUGUCAAAGACAGGUGGAGAUAGUGGAAGCUUCGGAGUUGUGGAGAGGAAAGUUGAACGUGGUUCAAGACUUGUUGUGGUUGUACCGGAUGGCAACCGUGUGAUACUACAAAUGCCCCGCGGCAAUCUUGAAUGUAUUGAGCCCAGAGCUUUAACUCUCUGCCAAAUGGCUGACUUGCUGAAUACACAGACAUAUUUUGAGGCAUUUGACCUAGCUCGGAAACAGCGCAUAAAUUUAAAUUUAUUUGUUGAUCAUGAUCCUAAUUUGUUUCUGAGAAACAUUGAACUCUUUGUGAAACGUGUCUCCAAUCCACAAUGGUUAUGUCUCUUCCUUGCUGAGCUUCAUGAUGAGGACUGCACAAAAUCAAUGUACAAGUCUCAUUACCCUGAUCAGUCUCCUUCAUCACUUUCGGAUAAAGUUAAAACAGUGUGUGAUGCAUUUUUAGCAGCUGUAAAGAAAAGCAAUGAAAAGGAAGCUGAGAAAUUAACCUUGCCUGUUUUGACAGCAUUGGUGUUGAAACAUACAUCUGAAGGUCUAGAAGCAGCACUCACUUUAAUUAAAAAAUUAAAGGAAUCUGAAGACAAAUCUAGUAGCUCUGUCCCAUGGACUGUGGCAUUACAUCAUUUGCUGUACUUGAGGGAUGUUAAUCAGUUAAUGGACGCUGCCUUGGGAAUGUAUGACUUUAAUCUGGUUGUUAUUGUAGCAUCCAAAUCCCAGAAAGAUCCCAAGGAAUACUUGGCUUUUCUGAAUAAGUUACGUCAGAUGGAGGAAAAUUAUCAACGAUACAGUAUUGACAAGCACCUAAGAAAGUGGGAAUCAGCACUGAUUCACCUCAUCAAAUGCCCGGAUGAUCACAACUCAGAGCUGUUGCAGUUUGUUAUCAAUCAAGAUCUAUUCAGAGAAGCCUUAAGCGCAUUGCCAAAGCAUGACGAAAGGUUUCAGAUGAUUGCUUCCGCCUAUGCAGAUAAGCUUGCAUCCCAACGUUUAUACAAGGAGGCAGCAGUUAUGUAUCGCAGAGCCUUAGAUUUCAACAAUGCUCUUUUGAGUCAUCAAAAGGCACUGGCAUGGAGAAAUUGCAUUCAGGAUGCAGAUGAUAUCGGUCUCAACGAAGAAGAAAGAAGAGAGCUAUUUUCAGAGCUAGCAAGUGCUUUGCAGGAAACUGGACAGUUUGGAGAUGCUGCAUUGGUAUAUCAAGUGUAUUUGAACCAACCUCUCAAAGCAGUACAAACACUUUGUGGUGGUCAUCUAUGGACAGAAGCUCAGCGAGUUGCUAACUCUUUAAAACUUCAUGAUAGUAUUGAGACUGUGAUCCAUCCAUGUGCUUUGGAUUACGCUGAUGUAAUGUGUGUGCAGGUAAAGACAUUGAGUGAUACAUUUAAUGCUCAUCUUAGCCGCCUUUUGGAAGUGAGAAGAGAGAAACAACUGGCACGUGAACGAUUAGAUGCUCAAGAUGGGGACGCCGAUGCUUGUGUUGAAAAUGAUAUGUUAUCUGACACCAGCAGUAUAACAGGCAGUUCAGUCUCGUCUAGAGGUUCAUCGAGUCACUCCUCAUCAAGUAAUAGAUCGAGCAAGAACCGCCGAAAACAGGAGCGUAAAGUCCUUAGUCUGAAAAAAGGAAGCCCUCAUGAAGAGUUAGCUCUAAUGUAUGCCCUCCACCAAAGCAUAACUUCUACUUUUGCUCUUAGAGAGGAAAUUCAUUCUCUUGACUGUGCUCUUGUUGACUUGAAUGAUGACAAUGUUGCCCGAGAUCUUCAAAAUUUGUUGUCUGUUACUCUGAGGACAAUGGAAGGAAGUUUUUCUAAAAUUUGGCCCGUUCACCUAGUUCAGGGGAAUAGUAACCACACUGCAACUCAAUCGUUUGGACCCAAUGCCACGUCGAAUAUGCUUGCAUCCUCCAUGAGCUCUGCUACCUCAAAUCAACUAGAUAUGUCAUUACUAGAACCCACAUACCGCUUUCCUCCUGUGAUUCGUCUUGUUAAGUGGGAGCUGGACAUGCUGAGAAGGACAUGCAAAUGAUUUGUGCUUUGUUACAAAUAUUGUUGAUUUCUGUAACAUAGCCAUCAACAUUGUGAAGAUAAAAUUAUACAUAUUUUUAAAGAAAUAGAUAAGUUUUAAAAGUAAAA
Molecule: messenger RNA, 4313 nt
Organism: Frankliniella occidentalis (western flower thrips)
Lineage: Eukaryota; Metazoa; Arthropoda; Insecta; Thysanoptera; Thripidae
Gene: Elp1
Product: putative elongator complex protein 1
Exons: 15
Coding region: 127-4206 (1359 amino acids)
Biological process (GO): tRNA wobble base 5-methoxycarbonylmethyl-2-thiouridinylation
Cellular component (GO): elongator holoenzyme complex; cytosol
Molecular function (GO): tRNA binding
Source: RefSeq, a predicted model, not a curated record